CAAUGCGUUGUAGAGUAAUUUCCAAACAAUCUGUUUUUAACCAUGAAUCUGUUUCUGCGCUGCGUUCGAUCCCUUGUUUUUUUCUGCGCUGCGUUCUAUUUAACUUACGUCACAGAGAGCAGCAAACUCGCUUGACUGUUUCUGCCCGUCGUUAAAGACUCGCUUGCUUUCACUGCAGUUAUUCUGCGAUAUUCUGAUUAUCAGUCACGUACAGUGUGUAUCUUGCUAUCAAACAGCUUGUCAACUGUAAGUUACUUCUUUGAUUUGUUAGAUUAAUAUCCGAAACUCGCAAUGUGUACUUGCUCCAGAGAGGUGUGUCUGGAAAUAUACCUCAACGGCGUGUACCAUGGCACUGAGACUUUCCAAGUACCAGCAGAGGAUGAGGACCAGGUGGAGUGCAGGAUCAUCCCCGAUGCCAUCUGCGACCUUUUCGGGAGCUCGGCAGUGAUCGAUUCCCUGGAAAGGAUUGAUUCACCUGAGGACAUGCCAGUCAGUUCCAGUGUUGUAGAGGGGGGCGCUGUGCAGGUUGACUCUGUGAACGACUCAACCGCCUCAGCUAGUGUUGUUGAGAGAGAUGGGCUCGAGGAUGAAGUCAAAAAUGUCUCCUCAGUGUUGGUGUCACCAACGGAAUUGGCAGGGAGCGGGAUCGACGCUUCUCCUGAAACCCCAGAGAACAGCCCAACAGAAAGUACCAAAGUGUGGAUUAUGAAGAAAGCGAGUGGAUUCUUUCAGAUGCUUUUUGGUGUCUCAGAGCCACUGUGUGUCCCAGACACUCAUCAGCCAACAUCUGCAACGGAUCUGGUCGAUUCUGAGCAGGAAACCCCCGUGGAUCUGGACAAUUUGGAGCAACCGGAUGUCCCAGUUCCAAUAGUUUCGGAGCAGGAAACUCCAGUGGAUCUCGUUGAUCUAGAGGAGUCCAGCGUCUCGGCUCUAAACCGUUCUGAGGCAGAACCAGUGUCCACUGAAGGUCUGGAAGUUGAAGUCAAGGAUGCCAUUUCAGAUCUGAAGAGCCCUACUCUGGUGUGUGAGGAUCUGAGCGACUCCGCAGGGCCUUCAGGGAGAACCAGUGGGAUCGAUCAGAGUGGCAUGGAUGCUUCUCCUGAAACCCCUGUAAAGAUCAGCCCAAAAGAAAGUACCAAAGUGAGGAAGAAGGGAAAAAUUAGGGCAUUCUUCAAAAAGCUUUUUAGGAUUGAUCCGGCUGUUCCAGAGACCUUGUGUCUCCCAGAUGCAAGCGUUCCUGAGAUGGAUCCUGAAUCGGAGCUGUCUGAUGCAUAUGAAUCGUCUGAUGAGGGUCCAAGCGUUGCUGAGAUGGUUUCUGAAUGGGAUCUGUCUGAUUCAUAUGAAUCGUCUGAUGAGGGUCCAAGCGUUGCUGAGAUGGUUCCUGAAUCGGAUCUGUCUGAUGCAUAUGAAUCGUGUGAUGAGGGUCCAAGCGUUGCUGAGAUGGUUCCUGAAUGGGAUCUGUCUGAUGCAUAUGAAACGUGUGAUGAGGGUCCAAGCGUUCCUGAGAUGGAUCCUGAAUCGGAUCUGUCUGAUUCGGAUGAAUCGUGUGUCCAAGGACCAAGCAGUCCUUGUGCAUGCACUUCCAAGCAGGAACUAGUUCAAGAAGGACCCGAUUCCCGUUUUGCGGAGCGUGUGAAGGGCUGUACAAAGGAUCUGGAACCUGUCACCGAGGUGUGGAACAACAUCUUCAUUGGAAAUGAAGUGAUAGCAGAGGACCGAAUGAAACUGAAGGAGCUGGGGAUUACUCACAUCCUCAAUGCUGCUGCUUUGAAGAAUAAUCUGAGGGUCUUGAUGGGAGUCCCGUGCGAGGAAGACCUGAUGGAAACCGUUGAUACAGGGGCGAGUUACUACAGAGGCAUGAACAUCACGUAUUGCCGCAUGCCUACAACGCAAACUUCCAACAUCAGCAAAUACUUCGUGCCAGCUGCCAAAUUCAUUCACAAGGCCAUGAAAAACCCACAAAAUAAGGUGUUAAUUCACUGCGCUAAGGGUGUCAGCCACGCCCCUACACUUUUCCUGGCAUAUCUCAUGAUCCACCAUGACAUGACAGGGGAUGAAGCCAUCGAUUACCUCAUUCAGAUUAAUAUCCGAAACUCGCAAUGUGUACUUGCUCCAGAGAGGUGUGUCUGGAAAUAUACCUCAACGGCGUGUACCAUGGCACUGAGACUUUCCAAGUACCAGCAGAGGAUGAGGACCAGGUGGAGUGCAGGAUCAUCCCCGAUGCCAUCUGCGACCUUUUCGGGAGCUCGGCAGUGAUCGAUUCCCUGGAAAGGAUUGAUUCACCUGAGGACAUGCCAGUCAGUUCCAGUGUUGUAGAGGGGGGCGCUGUGCAGGUUGACU
This is a messenger RNA of Pimephales promelas (fathead minnow), 2340 nucleotides long. Lineage: Eukaryota; Metazoa; Chordata; Actinopteri; Cypriniformes; Leuciscidae. The record is from RefSeq and is a predicted model, not a curated record.